This is a messenger RNA of Apiotrichum porosum, 1791 nucleotides long. RefSeq lists its product as uncharacterized. The coding region runs from base 1 to 1791 and encodes 596 amino acids. Gene Ontology annotation, molecular function: transmembrane transporter activity. NCBI's taxonomy places the organism in Eukaryota, Fungi, Basidiomycota, Tremellomycetes, Trichosporonales, Trichosporonaceae. Gene Ontology annotation, biological process: transmembrane transport. The record is from RefSeq and is a predicted model, not a curated record. The transcript has 9 exons.
AUGGUGACCAACACACCUUCCGUCGAAAAAUCGCUACAUGACCUUGACGUCAAAGGCCAAGACAUUGAACACCGGGAGGACAAUCCCGAUGCCACUGGCUCGUCGCCACCUGACAGUGUAUCCGUGGAUCUCGAGUACAAGGACGAGAACGAAGAGCCUGUCCUCCACCGACGCACCUACUUUGCGCUUCUCGCACUUUUCCUUCUCAACUAUACGCAGGUGGUGGCCUUGAACGGACCUCCAUCGGUGCUCACGUAUCUGGGCAAGGAUGUCGACGGUGUUGCAGACCAGACUUGGGUUCCUAAUGCUUUGUCCCUUGUUCAAGCCGUCGGUGGGCCGGUCAUUUCUUUCGCUUCCGAUACUUUUCAAGCGCGCAAGACUCUCUUGGUGGCCACUUGCACGGUCUCCUUUAUUGGCGCGGCUAUCGCUCCUGGAGCAAAGGACAUCUAUCGUGUUAUUGUAGCCCAAAUCCUCAUUGGUGUGGGCUUUGCUGCCGUCCCCUUGGCUUACGCCAUUCCAUCCGAGAUCCUGCCACGCAAGUGGAGACCUCUGGCGCAGUCCCUCAUGAACGUUGCUGCCUCUCUCGGCGCAGCAUCGGCACCGCUUAUUGCAGGAGCUCUCACCGAAAAGUCGACUCACAGUGGCUGGCGAAACUUCUAUUGGAUCCAGAUGGCCAUGUGGGGAUUGACCGUCAUUGGCCUGCUCGUCGGAUAUCGCCCUCCCAAGCGCCACUCGGGACUGGACCACUUGUCGUUGUGGCAGAAGAUCGGUCGUCUCGAUCUCCCUGGCAUGGCACUCCUCAGUGGCGGAGUGACCUUGCUUUUGGUCGGGCUCUCGCUCGGUGACAACCCAUGGCCAUGGACAAGUGCUCGUGUCAUGUCUACCCUGGUCAUCGGCAUUGCAUUGUUGAUCGCCUUUGGCCUUUACGAAUGGAAAGGAACCAAGGUUGGGAUUCUGCAUCACGACCUGUUCGAAAGGAGAACUUUCCCUCUCUGUGUCGCCCUCAUGUUCUGUGAAGGUGUCAUGCUGUUCUCCAUAAUCUUGUUCUAUCCUGCCGUAACAGAGGCUCUUUUCGAAACCGACCCCUUCCUUUCAGCCGCACGCCAGAUCACAUUUUGGCUGUGCAGCGGUGCAGCGACUGUCGUUUAUGGAUUCUGGAGCUCCAAGCGCCGUACAAUCAGAAGUCCCCUUAUUGUCGGCUUUACCAUCUUCGCCGCUGGACUCGUCGGAAUGGCCACAAUUCAGCCGGGACAGUCUACGAACGCCAUUGUCUUUGAUGGACUGGCGGGAAUUGGCUUUGCGGCACCUCUCAUUCUCCUGAUUGCGGGCGUGCAGCUGUCAACACCCCACCACUUGAUCGCAACGGCCACCGCAGUCCUCACUUCGAGUCGCGCCGUCGCUGCUUCCGUUUUCACGGCCAUUUAUAGCGCCACUGUGAACAGCGCGACCAGCGUCAAGCUUCCCAAACACGUUGCUGCAGCCGCCAUCGCUGCUGGUCUGCCGCCCCAAUACGUAACGGAGUUUGUUGGCGACCUCCUCAGCGAGAAUUCUACGGCGCUCGAGUCGAUCCCCGGUGUCACACCCGCAAUUAUCCAAGCUGGUGCGGGCGGUGUUUUGCAAGGUUUGGCAGACAGCUUCCGCCUCGUCUAUAUCAUUGCCGCGCCGUUUGGCGUUCUGGCCUGCGUUCUGGCCUACUUCCUGGACGACCUCACGAAGCUUAUGAACUACCGCGUCGAUGCUCCAGUCGAGGAGCUUCACGCUAGGCACAAGGCCGAGGAGACCACCGCAUGA